Messenger RNA from Emiliania huxleyi CCMP1516, 972 nucleotides. RefSeq lists its product as hypothetical. The record is from RefSeq and is a predicted model, not a curated record. The transcript is spliced from 4 exons. Gene Ontology annotation, molecular function: zinc ion binding; protein binding. NCBI's taxonomy places the organism in Eukaryota, Haptophyta, Isochrysidales, Noelaerhabdaceae. The coding region runs from base 1 to 972 and encodes 323 amino acids.
AUGGGAUCGAGCUCCAAGUCGCGGGGGUGGGUCAACGUGUCGGUGCAGACGUACCAGUCGCAGCGCAACAGCUCCAGCCGGAUUUUGCAGCAGGAUUACACACUCUCCGGCCGGCGAGCGUUUAUCCGCUUCGACCGCGAGGACAACGUCUUCUGGUUCAGCCCGGUGAUGGACGAGAACCGGGUGGCGAGCAGCACGCCCGGCUUCCCGUGCUCGCGCGGCGACGUCUUUCUCAAAGUCGGGAUGCGCGGCGCGCGGCUGAUCCCGUGGCGGCUGCAGGAGGGAGAUAUCUUCCGGCUGGGGCAGGCGUACGUGCUCGUGUCGAAGAUCCGGCUGGAAGACGACGCCGCGACGCAGAUGCAGCUGGUGCAGGACGCCGCGCUGCCCGAGUGCGUCAUCGACGAGGACGAGCGCGACACGGACGUGGAGGAGGAGGAGGGCGACGGCGACCUGCAGCGGCCGCAGUGCUACAUCUGUUACGAGUCGGGGUGCCACGGCAACCCGCUGCUCAACCUGUGCCAGUGCACCGGCACCGUAAAGUACGUGCACCUGCAGUGCCUGCAGCGCUGGAUGCAGCCCGAGGGGUCGAGCGCUGUCAACACGCACUGCCCGAUUUGCAAGGCAAAGUACCCAGAGUCGGCGCAGGCGAUGAUGAUCCACUCGCCGGCGAUCAUGCUCGAGUCGUGGUCCAACCACCGCACGCUCAAGCUGCGCCACUGGAUCUCCUUCAACCGCCACUCCACCGCCUCGCUCGGCCGCUUCUCGGAGCACAACGACGUCUCGAUCCCGGACCACUCGAACGGCCAGUUCUGGCUGCACGACCGCGAGUCCUCCAACGGCACCUUCAUCCGGCUGCGCGCUCCCCUCAAGCUCGCCUUUGGCGAUGGCGCGCCAGAGUGGCAGGUGCGCGUGGGCGGGCGGUACGUGCGCUGGGGCGACGCCGCCGCGCAGGCGCAGCUCGAGUCGGGGUGA